AAUGACCUGUUUAUCAAUGCCAUGUUAUAUAACAGCUUGAAUACUAUCCCUAUUUUUCAACGUUCCCAUAGAGUCUUGUCGACUAUUGAUUAUAUAUAUUAUGGUUCAUCUUUACAUAAGCUGAUCACUAAUACCUCUAUAGACUUUAUUAAUCCACAAUGGCCAGAUCAUACUUUUCUUUAUACUCAGCCUCAGCCAGCUGGGUGAGUCAAAAAUGGGCCCAGGUCCGUGGAGAGGGAAUCCAGCUUAUGCGUCCAACAAAAACUUCCUAUACAACUUGUCAGCACGACUUUGGAAAGUGUUGAAACAAGACAGGUUAUCAAAUACUAAUACUCAAUUGCUAUGGGAGGAAAUUAAAAUGACGACUAAACAAUGCAUCAGAUCAUUUAGAAUUAAACAUGCGUCCUGGCGUAAAUCAUCACUUAAAUUACUUGAAAAGAAGAAGAAUAGGUCGCUUAGACCUAAACUGCCUACGGGCAUU
Molecule: messenger RNA, 481 nt
Organism: Cokeromyces recurvatus
Lineage: Eukaryota; Fungi; Mucoromycota; Mucoromycetes; Mucorales; Mucoraceae
Exons: 1
Source: RefSeq, a predicted model, not a curated record